AUGAGUAGACAGAAAAUAGAAGAUGGUGAACUUUCAAGUUCUUUGAUAGUUAAAGAGAAGCCUCCGGAUGGAGCUGGACAUGGUAGUUCUGGUGAAGAACAAGGUGGAAUUGGAACUACUUCUUCUGCAACAACUAUGGUUGUUCUUAGCACCUUUGUUGCUGUUUGUGGAUCUUAUGUUUUUGGAAAUGCUAUUGGAUAUUCAUCACCUGCUCAGACUGGAAUCAUAGCUGAUCUGGGUCUCUCUGUGGCUGAGUAUUCUCUUUUCGGUUCAAUAUUGACUAUUGGAGCAAUGAUAGGUGCAGUAAUGAGUGGGAGAAUAGCAGAUUACAUUGGUCGAAAAUGCACGAUGGGUUUCGCAGAGAUAUUCUGCAUUGUAGGAUGGCUUGCUAUAAUAUUCUCCAAGGCUGCCUUUUGGCUUGACUUUGGACGGCUUCUGGUGGGAUAUGGGAUGGGACUCCUUUCCUAUGUGGUUCCUGUAUAUAUUGCUGAAGUUACACCAAAGGAUAUUCGAGGGGGAUUUACAUCAGUCCAUCAGCUGUUGAUCUGUUGUGGUGUGUCGUUAACUUACCUCGUAGGCGCUUUUGCCACCUGGCAGACUUUGGCUCUAAUCGGAACUAUACCAUGUCUUAUGCAGCUUUUGGGUCUAUUCUUCAUCCCUGAGUCGCCUAGAUGGCAGGCAAAGAUAGGUAACUGGAAAGAGUGUGAAGCUUCCCUGCAGCGCCUUAGGGGAAACAAUGCUGAUAUUUCUGAUGAAGCAAAUGAGAUUAAAGAUUAUACAGAACAACUUCAACGGCAUUCAGAAUCUAGCGUGUUUGAUUUGUUCCAAAAGGAAUACGCAUGGUCCCUCACCGUUGGAGUUGGCCUAAUGGUUCUGCAACAAUUCGGGGGAGUCAAUGGCAUUGCAUUUUAUGCUAGUUCAAUUUUUAUAUCAGCUGGGAUUUCCAGUAGCGUUGGAAUGAUAGCAAUGGUUGUCGUUCAGGUUCCUAUGACAGCUUUGGGAGUAGUCUUGCUCGAUAAAUCCGGACGAAGACCGCUUUUAUUGGUAUCAGCAGCUGGAACAUGCUUGGGUUGCUUCCUAGUUGGAUUGUCAUUUUUCUUGCAGGACCUUCAACAAUGGAAGGAAGCCACUCCUAUCUUAUCACUUGUUGGUGUACUGGUGUACACGGGAUCGUUUUCGUUAGGCAUGGGAGGAAUACCUUGGGUUAUAAUGUCCGAGAUAUUUCCCAUAAACAUGAAAGGUUCAGCUGGAAGCCUUGUGACAUUGGUUAGCUGGUUAGGCUCUUGGAUUAUUUCCUUCGCAUUUAACUUCCUCAUGAAAUGGAGCUCAACAGGAACAUUCUUCAUUUUCGCCACCGUAUGUGGCUCGACUGUUCUGUUCGUGGCGAAGCUGGUGCCGGAGACCAGGGGACGGACACUCGAAGAAAUACAAGCGUCGAUGAAUCCGUUUUCGUAGGAUAAGUGGAUGGUGCAUGAACAAUCAAUAAACUGAUACUAAGAAAUUCAAAGUCCUAACUUAAAUGUCAUAUUU
Hibiscus syriacus is the source of this 1530-nucleotide messenger RNA. RefSeq names its product sugar transporter ERD6-like 5. The record is from RefSeq and is a predicted model, not a curated record. Bases 1 to 1455 code for a protein of 484 amino acids. Gene Ontology annotation, cellular component: membrane. NCBI's taxonomy places the organism in Eukaryota, Viridiplantae, Streptophyta, Magnoliopsida, Malvales, Malvaceae. Gene Ontology annotation, molecular function: sugar transmembrane transporter activity. Gene Ontology annotation, biological process: carbohydrate transport; transmembrane transport. The transcript has 18 exons.